AUGUUCGCCAAGCGGGCAAACUCUUCGCAGGGGGCCUGGCCGAAACCUGGCAGGAAGAGAGGGCGACAAAAGGACGCGGAGGGUCAGUCACUUCAACUUGAGCGCGUAUUGGGUUUAAGUGUAACCCGACCCUCUGCAUUGACUCUCAAUCAAAACUUGGAUACCCCGGUCCUUGCGUAUCCCGCAGGCGGCAUAGUGGUUCUUUACAAUUACAAACGUAACCGACAGGUUGGGUUUUUGACUCCCAAUGCGACCUUCGACGCGGAGAGAGGGGCUGGAUCGACAGGAGGAAGACGAGCUUCGCUGGCGGCAGGUGGCAAAGCAGUAUCUUGUGUGGCGUAUUCGCAGGAUGGUGAAUAUUUGGCGGUUGGAGAGGCAGGGCAUCAACCGAAGGUGCUAAUAUGGAAGGGGUCUACUCUGGUUUCGGAGUUGGUGGGCCAUUUGUAUGGAGUCUUAGCAGUGGCCUUUUGCCCAGACUGCAAGUAUCUUGUCUCAGUUGGAUAUCAGCACGAUGGAUUGCUCUACGUCUGGAACUGGCGAACAGGGCAACGACUUGCAUAUGCUAAACUCGACGCAAAGAUACAUUCUCUGGCAUUCUCUCCCAAAGGAGAUUUUUUUGUCACUGUAGGAGUGCAGCAUGUUACGUUUUGGCCGAUGGACGCAGAUAAACUCGUGCAAAAUGCGAAGGCUGCAAAGCCCGUGAAUAUUGUUCUUGAAGGAACCUCGGGCCAGUUUACUAGCCAUAAGAAUUGCGUGUUUAUGGACGUAGCGUGUUCAACUGCAAGUGACGGCAAGACAACCACGUAUUCCAUUACUGAUGAUGGCACAUUAGUGUGUUUCAGUCACGACAGAGAAUUGGUGAAGUGGGUUGAGUUGAAGGUGCCAGGGCGUUCAGUCAAUGUGUCUGCAAAGUAUAUUGCGUGUGGAUGCGCUGAUGGAGUAAUUCGCCUUUUUGAGACAUUUACGAUGCAGUAUAUUGUGACUCUUCCAAAAACACAUCCGAUUGAUGUCCAUCCCCAUACAAGGGGUAGUCCGACAUCCUCGUCGCUAUACCCUGAUGUCGAAGCGAUUGCCAUUGAUGCACACAGCGAAAAACUUGCUUGUAUCUUCAAUGACCAUUCAUUGUUGAUCUGGAAUAUCAAGGACCCAAAGCAUCCGAAGACAUAUAGGAGCUUUCUUUGGCAUAGCGAUGCAAUAUGGGGAGUUGAGAUGGUUCCAACAAUUGCAGAUGAUUACCCAUCAGUAGACUCAGAGUCACCUCCUUCCGGACUCCCUCCGAACACAUUCGUGACCUAUUCGUCAGACGGAACAGUGCGAUUCUGGAAUCUGGACGGUACCAGCAGCGCCCAUAGCGUCUCACCAACCGGCUCUGAAACAAGCAAUGGCCUGACUGUUUCUGAUUACUUCCGUCAAAAUGAUUACUCCCGGGAGCUUUUACGAAUUUUGUAUGUUGAUAGAGCUGGAAUUCUCAAGCUCAAAACUCAUACUGAUGGCGAACCGUCAGCGGCGGAGAAGACUGGUGUACGAGCUUUGCGUGUAACACCUGAUGGGCAGUUUUUAGCAUCUGGAGAUCGUUUGGGGAACGUAAGAGUACAUGAGCUUGUAACUUUUCAGCAGUUGAAGUUUUUGGAGGCGCACGAAGCUGAAGUCCUUUCGAUUGAUUUUUCCGAUGACCCACAUGCGGAUUCUUUCCUGAUGGCUACAGCAAGCCGCGAUCGGUUGAUACAUGUUUUUGAUGGGGCCCGCGAUUUUGAGCUGGUACAAACGCUAGAUGAUCAUACAUCCUCUAUCACCUCAGUCCGCUUCUGCGAUAAUGGCCGCCGUUUAAUGAGCUGCGGGGCAGACAGGUCCUUGAUAUUUCGCGUGACAGACACCGGUAAUGGAUUUCAAAGUUAUCAUAAAGCCCUUAGUCGAUCCACAAUAUAUGACCUCGACAUCGAUGCAACGUCAAAGUAUCUAGCGACAGUAUCUCAAGAUCGGCGGAUUAAUGUCUACUCAGUCAAUACUGGCAAAUCCGUCCGUUCUUACCGCCCCGAAUUUGAUGAUACAAGCGCAGACAGCGGUUUUACUAAGCUUUCGCUCGAUCAGUCGGGUGCCUAUGCAGCUACCUCUGCCUCUGACAAAACGAUACGCAUUUUCGACUUUUACUCCGGAGACUGUCUUGGCAGAGUUGCAAGUGGACAUUCGGAACUGGUCACCGGUGUCAAGUUUACCCUCGAUUGCAAACAUCUUAUCUCUACGGGUGCAGAUGGGUGCAUCUUUGUGUGGAAGCUGUCCAAGAGGAUUACCCAGCAGAUGCAGAAACGCCUGGGCAAAAAGUUCGGUAGCGGCAAUGGAGCGACCCGCAGCAACAGUUUUACCCAGAGCCAAGUUUCCGCUCCUGAAACAGACCAGCCUUCUUUCCAGAGCGGAGAGUUAGGAGAUACCAGUUCUAUUAGAAGUAGUGGGGACGCAUUGCCCUCCAAUGAGCCAGCUAGCCUUCCAUUUCUCUUCAGUGAGUUGGGGUUGCCGGCCUGGGCCAGAACAACCCGAAAUCGCGAGCUUGAAGCCGAUCAGGGGCGGUUUGUUGCUCCAAAAGGUCGUUGGGCACAGAGAGUGGGCCAAGAAGGUGUCAUGCUGUUCUCGGAACUCAGUGAAAGCGCACCCCCGGUGGCGAGAAUGGAUGAUGUUUUUGAUCGGCGCUACACAUUCGAGCAAGAUCGAAUCCCUAAUACACCGCGGAGAGAGGAAGGAGCGUCUGUUACAAAAAUCACUGACGGCCUAGCAGGGCCAAGUGACCAAAUCAUUAGACACGGUGUAACCACCAACGACAUGGUCGUCCAAGACCUUGACUCAAUGGCACUUACCUCAAGUCACAUCUCUGACGAUGACGUUGACGAACCAACAGAGAUGGAUAUUGAGGAUGACGAGGAGUUUGACGAAGAUCAUAUAGUAUUCCUUCCAUCUGAAGACAAAGAGGACACUCUAUAUAUUGUAAUGGCUCAGGAUGCGAAAGAACAAAGCCACGAUGCCUCAGAGACUGCGCCUGUAGAUGAAAGUAGGAAGUCACAGACACCGGAACAAUCGCCAGAUCUAUCUAAUACACUAGUCGAGCCCGACAAGAUUUCGCGGACCCCCAAAACUGGGAAAGAGGAGGAGGACGACGAGGGUGAAGGCGGGUCUGGGAGCAAAGAAUUUGGUGAUAUGACGUUUGAGGAAUAUAUCGGACAGUCCGUAGCUCUCUCUGCUGGUUUAGAUAUUCGGCAGAGCUUGUCGGCCAAGCACUUGGCAUUGCGAAAUCAUGAGACCACUUCUCACGCGGAGAAUCAGUCCUUGAAGGCACAACCUAGCGCGGAGGAAGAAAAGGGCCCGAUGCCCAUAAGUACCGUUUCAGAAACGAGGACAUCAUCGGGCGAUGAGGGUACAGAAGCAGCGUCGACUACGUCUUUGAGACAAAGGAAGGAAGCGACAGCUCAGGAGGUGGCGAAAGUUCGUCAGAAACUGGCAGCAAUGGGCAUUAUUUGGCGAAGUGCAGAGAAUCUAGCUUUGACAGAAUUACCUUCAGAAUCCGCUGCCGAAACACCGGCAGUCCAGAAUGCAAUCGAAAAUCCCGAAUUAGUUCACGCUAUAAGCCACGAUGCGGAACGCGCCGACGAUCAACAAAAUCCUGCCCAAAUGGAGGAAAGGCCGUAUACUCCUCAUGAGACCGCCCCGGAACUAGUGCGUAGUCCAUAUCGGUCUCGAUCUAUGAGCCCGAUACGGUCAGCCGUCAAUCGCGACGUCAUAGUCAAUGCCAUCGCGCACCCAGUUCCAGCUCCGCAUGAUGAGGCACGUACCCCAGCAGGUUCACAAGAAGGUGCAAACCAAACAAUGGAGGAGCAGGAGGAUGAGGAGGAGAAGGAGGAGGACGAGCUUGAUGGUGGAGCCGCAGUUCCAGAUAAUGUCGUCGAGAUGACCGACCCGGCCACUGACGCGAUGGAUCAAAUACCUAAAGCUGAAGGGGCAGACCUCGAGUCAAUCUCUGUAGACGAAUUGAAACUUUUCCGAUCAUUAGCUGAUCGUUCAGCGCAAGCCCUGGUAAAGCUCGCCACUCGUAAACCCUCCUCGGACGAGGAAAGAAUCGCGAACGAAAUACGAUCAUCUCUAAAUUACGUGUAUGAGGCUACGGCCACUGCCUUGGAAAAGAGUGACCCUCCGCCGGAAGCGCUCUUUAAGGAUGGAAAAAUGAUUCACCUUUUGGAGAAGUAUUCGGAGAUUUUGGUCGACAUGGUACAGAAGAAGCUGCAGGACGGCCAGAGUUAG
Spizellomyces punctatus DAOM BR117 is the source of this 4281-nucleotide messenger RNA. RefSeq lists its product as uncharacterized. Gene Ontology annotation, cellular component: mitotic spindle. The record is from RefSeq and is a predicted model, not a curated record. The coding region runs from base 1 to 4281 and encodes 1426 amino acids. The transcript is spliced from 15 exons. Lineage: Eukaryota; Fungi; Chytridiomycota; Chytridiomycetes; Spizellomycetales; Spizellomycetaceae. Gene Ontology annotation, molecular function: protein binding. Gene Ontology annotation, biological process: mitotic spindle organization; regulation of mitotic cell cycle.